Messenger RNA from Tetrapisispora phaffii CBS 4417, 2565 nucleotides. RefSeq lists its product as uncharacterized. The transcript has a single exon. Gene Ontology annotation, molecular function: structural constituent of nuclear pore. Gene Ontology annotation, biological process: protein import into nucleus; poly(A)+ mRNA export from nucleus. The record is from RefSeq and is a predicted model, not a curated record. Gene Ontology annotation, cellular component: nuclear pore. NCBI's taxonomy places the organism in Eukaryota, Fungi, Ascomycota, Saccharomycetes, Saccharomycetales, Saccharomycetaceae. Bases 1 to 2565 code for a protein of 854 amino acids.
AUGGAAAAUUCGCUGGAUAUGUGUGCAGUUUCUUCUGCAAACGCCAGUGUUAAUAAGAAAAAUUCUGCAUCGAAUUCAUUGAAGAUGAUUAAUGAUUUACUAGAAAAUUCAAAAACAUUACCGACAACCGUUUCUGACUUGGGUUCGAUUCAAUUGAGCAUAAACGAACUAAAAAAGCGUACAUCGGAAUUAAGAGCACAGAACAAAGACACAGACAUCGAUUUAACUAAAGCUCAUUACCUGCUUGCUGGCAGUGGUUUAGCAAUUGAAGAUGUUGAUAAUACUUUAGAAUCUCUUCAUAAAUAUCAAAUGAUGGAAUCGCAUGCUCCGGGAAUGCAAGCAGAAGGAGAAAUUGAUCAUUAUCUUAAGCUAAAGAAAGACCAAAUUGUUUCUAUGUCAAUAGAUAAAUUAUUAUCCACAUCGUCCAAGGAUUUUGACAUAUUCCUUGAUAAUAAUUUGAAGCUUGAUUGGAAGAGUCUUGAGCAUGAUGUGGGUCAAAGAUUUGGAUUAUACGUAAAAAAUAUGAAUACAAUUGACAAUACUAAUUCUUCAAAACACGUUAUGGAUAUGCCAAAAUGGAGUUCAGAAAAAUCUUCUCUACUUAAUGAUUCAACUACCCUCUUAAAUGUAAAUGAAAACUAUUUAUUAAGAAAUAAAUUUGAAAGAUAUGCAAAAAUAAUUCAUUCGUUUAAUAACUGUAGACAACAGCAAAAUCAUUUCUCACUAGUAAAUGAAGUUAUAUCAAUGAUAGAAAAUUUUGGAGAUAGUACAAAUCGACAGCUAUUAGAAUGCUGGAAAAUUUUACAAGCUAUUCAAGAAAAGGAAAGUAUUGUUAUAUCUAGUAGAAGAUAUGUGGAGAAACAAUUUUUAGCUUACGUUGAUGAACUUUACAAAAAGAACCUGAAUGAAGGCCUACCUACUGGUAUCAACAAAGUUAAAUCUUUCAUAGAUAGUAAGUUAAGAGGUAAAGAUAAUAAAUGGUUGAUAGAGAAUUUAACUAUUGUCAAUGGCAUUCCAAUUUGGGCAUUAAUAUUCUACUUGUUAAGAGCUGGCUUACAUCAAGAGGCCUUAGAAGUUGCCAUUAAUAACCAUUCAAGUUUUAACAAAGUUGAAAAAACGUUUUUAAUUUAUUUCAAAGCUUUCAUAACCGCAAAAAGUGCUCAAUUACCAGUUGAACUAACAACUAAGCUUCACAUUGAAUAUAAUCAACACAUAAAAAGUGCACUCGGCGGAGAUCCUUUUAGAAUGGCAGUUUAUAAAAUAAUUGGUAGAUGUGAUUUAUCUUCAAAAAAUAUUUCAUCUAUUGCAUUAAAUAUAGAAGAUUGGCUCUGGUUCCAUUUAAUGUUGGUUAAAGAAGAUGUAUCAGAUAAUGACCCAGUGUACGAAAAAUAUAAGUUAAUUGAUUUGCAAAAUAUAAUAUUAUCAUAUGGCAUUUCACAUUUCUCGGAAUAUUACCUGCAGGUUUUAUUAUUGAGUGGUUUAUAUGAAUUUGCAGUUGAACAUGCAUGCACAAUCAGUAAAAUUGAUGGUGUUCAUAUCGCUAUUGGAUUGGCGAAUUGUCAUCUGUUAAAAACAACUACCUCUCAUAGUGAUAAAAACAAUAGCUUACUAGUAUCAAGUGGUACUGGGAAUUCAAUAAAUUUUGUGAGGCUAUUAUCGACAUAUACAACUUCUUUUAGAAAGUCAGAUCCAAGAAUUGCUGCAGAAUAUUUAUUACUAGUCGGUAUUGUAAAUGAUGAGAGCGAGAUGAAACUCUGCCAUGAAGCGAUAAGAGAAUUGGUAUUAGAAACAAAGGAGUUUACCAUCCUCUUAGGUAGAAUCAAUGCAGACGGUACUAGAAUCCCGGGUGUUAUUGAAGAAAGAAAGAACUUAUUGAAUCUAAAUGAGAUGCAUGACUAUUUAAAUAAAAUUUCGGAACAAGCAGCAUAUAAAGCGGAUGAAGAUGGAAGGACUCAAGAUAGUUUGAUGUUAUACCAAUUAGCGGAAAACUAUGAUAUCGUUAUCAGUAUUGUAAAUGAUUUGUUGGGAGAUCUCUUGAGUGAAUCUAAUAUGUCAAAACCACUUACAAAUAUUUACUCCAAUAAUCCAAAUGAUCCAAUUUAUAUUGCAGAAACUUUAAUUCAUAUUUAUAUGAAUAAUUUAGAUAUAUCAAAGAAAAUUCAAACUAAAAAUAAAAUAACCAACAUAACACUGUUAAAAAUUUCAGAAGCAAGGAAAACAUUUGCUGCCGGUCAAUGGCAGAAUACCUUAAAUUUGAUUGAAGAGAUAGAUUUAAUUCCAUUAUCUAAUACUGCCGAAAUUAGAAGAAGUGCUCAAGAAGUCAUGAAUAUUGACAAAAAUAUUUUGAAGAUAAUUCCAAACCUGCUAAUAAUGAUUAUGACUUGUGUUUAUAACAUAUCGGAAAAUUUAAGACAGAGUGCUUAUCAGUCAGCUAUUAAAGCACAACAGCAUGAAGCUUUAAAAAACAUUGCUAAAAAUUGUAGCAUGUACGCUGGUAUGAUAAAAUACAAAAUGCCAAAGGAAGUAUAUUCUCAAUUAACGAAACUAGAAAUUACUCUACAAUAA